GAGCGCCCAGCCAGGCCCCAAGUCCGCCCGCGCCCCGCGCGCGGCCCCACGGCCCACGGAGCUGGCGGUGCGACCAGACCGGACCGAUGUGGCGCAUGCGUGGUUGCGCCACCCGGCGCGGGAGCUGCGGCGGGGAAGGCGGCGGGAGCCGGGGCGAGUCGGGCCGCCUGGGCCGGGCCCGUGAGGGCGGCGGUGGCGGUGGCGACGGCGGCGUGGGUUGGCGAGGCCGCGCGGGCGGGGCCCGGCGACAGCUGGAGGAGCGCUUCGCCGACCUGGCGGCCAGCCACCUGGAGGCCCUGCGCGCCCGGGACGAGCGGGACCGGCAGAACGCGCGGCUGCGCGAGGAGAACGCCCGCCUGAGGCUGGAGAACCGGCGGCUCAGGCGCGAGAACCGCAGCCUCUUCCGCCAGGCUCUGCGGCUGCCGGGCGACGGCGGCGAGCGGGAGGCCGCCGUCGAGACCCUCGCCCCGGACGAGCCCGCCACCAACCGCAAGGCGAGAGGGGAUGGCCGUGAGGAGGAGCCGGGCAGCCCCAGGGCGCUGCGGGCCCGGCUAGAGAAGCUGGAGGUCAUGUACCGCCGAGCGCUGCUGCAACUGCACCUAGAGCAGCAGGGCGCGCGCCCGCCGGUUGCCCUCGAGGAGCCACCGCUCCAAGAAACCGCCACCGGCCUGUGCGCCCAAGACCCGGACGUUCCCGGGCCCUGGCUGUAGCCAGAGGGCGUGGAGGGAGGUGGGGCUUACGCGCGCCCCGCCUCCGUAGAACUCUGCGCUCCGCCCCUCUCAGCACGCAGAACUUUUUAAGACCUGAGCUCCUGAACUCCAGCCCCACCCAAGGGCACUUCCGGGCGCCAAAUCUGUUGGCCUGAUGGAUAAAGAGAAGCAAGAGUUCCCCACUUGUGCAAAGCAACUGCCAAGUACACUGCUGGGGUGUUGAGAGGGGUCUAAGCGACUCUUAAGACCUGCUUUAAAGCAGCAAGAACUGGGUGCCUGGUCGCACCUCCUAAAUUCUUGAAGUUUUCAAAGUGUUGUGAGGACCAAUUUUUUUGCCCAGCCCCUGUAUCUUUGAUGCUUUGAAGGAUGAAUAGUGUAUUUGAGUUGAUGAUGCCUGUUCAUUCCCCUGCCCACUAAAUUCUGCUCUUUUCUCUUACACAACCCACCUUUUAAGUGUGUUUUGUAAAUUGCUAUUACUUGGAUAGCCCAUGAAGUACUACCUUUUUAUAAAGAAGAAAAUAUUUAUAAUUGUCCGUCAUUCCAGUCCACAUAUGUUUAAUAUAUUCUGGUGUGUUGGCCUCCAGAGAGCUUUUUAGAGUGUCUUCUGACAGGUGAUGAUUUGAGUUGAUAAAUAAAACUGGUGCAUU
Mus pahari (shrew mouse) is the source of this 1357-nucleotide messenger RNA. It is a transcript of the gene Tusc1, whose product is annotated as tumor suppressor candidate 1. The coding region runs from base 87 to 710 and encodes 207 amino acids. The record is from RefSeq and is a predicted model, not a curated record. Lineage: Eukaryota; Metazoa; Chordata; Mammalia; Rodentia; Muridae. The transcript has a single exon.